GAACAUCUGAAUCUUCCUCCUGGAAUUGAGGAAAUUGUCUUCAAGAACGCUGGCAGUUCUGAUUCUUACUUUGUGUCCUUACAAGAGAAUAACUUCUUCAGGAUUAACGUCAAGGAAAGUUCUCGAGUAUAAACACAAUGUAUUACUUCAAAGCAUCCCUUACUUCAGUCGCCGCAUUCUUUGCAUAUACCCAGGCUACAUAUCUUAAUAAUGAUUUAAGUUUCGGUCACGAUGGAAAGAUCUCUCCAAAUGGUCGCGCCAUCCCCAAUUUUCAUAUGAUAGGACAGCCAAACUACCCAGAUAUCCUCAGUAAUCGCAUCGUUCUUACACCACCUGCACUAGGAAAUCAAAGAGGAGCUGUAUGGACGGAAAAGAAAUUACAACACUCGCAAUGGGCAGCAGAUAUCGAAUUCCGUGCUACUGGUCCAGAGAGAGCAGGUGGUAAUCUAAAUAUCUGGUAUGCUAAGAAUGAGGAUAUUAAAGUCUCAAGCAUAUACACAGUUGGAAAGUUUGAUGGAUUAGCUUUGGUUAUUGACCAAUAUGCUGGAUCUGGUGGUUAUAUUCGUGGAUUCCUUAACGACGGUACAACCGAAUACUCUUCUCACCAUUCUGUCGAUUCCCUUGCAUUUGGCCAUUGCCCCUAUUCCUACCGAAACCGAGGUAUCCCAUCCAAAAUCCACAUCCGCCAAACUGCCGAUAACUUCAAAGUCGAGGUUGACGGUGCCUUGUGUUUCCAAUCCGAUAAGAUCAAGCUACCCUUAGGUUAUGUCUUUGGAGUUACUGCCGCUUCUGCAGAAAAUCCAGAUUCUUUUGAAAUCUUCAAAUUUGUCGUUACAACCGAUUCCCAUACUCCUGAUGAUCAAAUUCAAAAUCCAGGGAACCAAAAUCAACAACAAUUCCAAGCUGCCAAUAAUCCACCUCAACAACAACAAAACCAACAUGGCCAACAACAAAAUCAAGGGGGGCUCACGAUGGAUACACCUGGCGAAACUCCCGCAUCAGACUAUAAAUCCUCGGAUGCGCAAUUCGCAGACCUCCACAAUCGUCUCCAAGCAAUGAUGAAACAUAUCACGGCUCUCAAUCGCGAUUUCGCUCAAUACCAAGCCAAUUCUAUUUCCCGUCUCGAAUCUCUCAACGGAAAUAUCAAUGCUCUCUCCUCCACAAUCUCUAGACUCGAAUCCUCGCUCUCAAAACUCGAUUCGGUUUCCGGUCUUGAAAGAAAUCUAAGAGAUGUCGCAAGUGAUGUUAAGAGCACGAAGAAAGAAUUACACGAGGCGUUGGAUGCGCAUGUAUUAAGUUUAAAACAGAGAGUGGCGGAAAGUCAUGGUAGUGUACUUGGAACGGUGGGAGAAGGAUUGAAAAACCAUAGAUCAGGGAUUGGAUACGCGGGAUUGGCGCUCGUGGUGGUGGGUAGUCAGGCCGGAUUGAUUAUCGCGUAUGUGUUGUAUAAGAAAAGGAAGAAUGGAGGACACAAGAAGUAUUUGUGAGGUAUGUGGUGAUGGAAGAGGAGGGAGGUGGAAUUGUAUAAUAUAGUAUGGGAUGAAGGGCUUUCUGGGACGGAAAUUCAGAGUCAACCCGAAACGGAAUGGAAAUGAAGAUUAGAGUAUGUAGUGCAAGUGCAAGUGCAAGGGAUUAGGAAGUAGUGUAGAAAGAAAGAGAGAAAGAAAGAAAAAACGAAAGAAUAUCAUGUUACAGUAUUCAUACA
Molecule: messenger RNA, 1705 nt
Organism: Botrytis cinerea B05.10
Lineage: Eukaryota; Fungi; Ascomycota; Leotiomycetes; Helotiales; Sclerotiniaceae
Exons: 3
Coding region: 138-1487 (449 amino acids)
Biological process (GO): endoplasmic reticulum to Golgi vesicle-mediated transport; Golgi organization; endoplasmic reticulum organization
Cellular component (GO): COPII-coated ER to Golgi transport vesicle; Golgi membrane; endoplasmic reticulum membrane
Molecular function (GO): D-mannose binding
Source: RefSeq, a predicted model, not a curated record